Rodentolepis nana is the source of this 3786-nucleotide messenger RNA. NCBI's taxonomy places the organism in Eukaryota, Metazoa, Platyhelminthes, Cestoda, Cyclophyllidea, Hymenolepididae. The record is from the annotation of a GenBank genome assembly.
AUGUUUUCUAACCUACAGGAUAAGAUAUCAAAGGAUCGGAACAAGAAAAGGUCCUCAGACUCGCGAUCCGUAAGAAGCACAAUCGCAGCUGGUUCCAUGAUGGAGUCCACCGAAUCUUUGACUAGUUUGAAUUCAGCGGCCACGAAUCGAAAAAGUGAUCGAAUAAAGUACUUAGAAGGCAAACUGGACGAACUCAAAAAUUUAGUUCGUCAAAAGAAUGCCUCUAUCGAGUCAUCUGCAAAGGAAAUCGAUCGACUCAAAACUCAACUCCUUCAAGCUAAUGAAGUCUCCGAGAAUGCCCCGAGUGUUGUUAGAUUUAAUCAUGACAUCGAAGAAACGGAAGAUCGCUCCGAUUUAAAUAGUAUGUUAAGUAAAGCUGAAGCUAACUUAGCUGCAGUUAACCGACUUUCUGAGGAGGUUAUCGCACAAAAGGAAGAACUUCAUCGAAAAACUAACAUGGAAUUGGAAUCUGUCAAACUAAAUCUUCUUGGUGCUGAGGAGGAAAUACAUACACUUAGGUCCCAGCUAGCCGAUAAAUUGACAGAAAAUGAGAAUCUUUCUCGACAACUCGCCCAUGUUUCUAACGAGGUAGAAGUAAAGAAUAUGGCUUUGGAAGAAGCCAAGGAUAUUUGCUCAAAAAUGCGUAGUGAUCAAUUGGCUAAAGAUGAUGCGUUGAAACUACUGGAAUCGGAGAAAGCCGUUGCUGAGAAAAGGUUUAAUGAGCUUUCUGAGGAGUUGGAAAAGAUAAAAUCUACGUUGACCGUCCAAGAGCGUACCGCAUCAGAAUCCUCUGGCGCUUUGAAAGCAGCUCAGUUGGAAACAGAGAACGCUUUCAGUAAAGCCCGUUGCAUAGAAGAACGAGCAGCGGAGCGUGAAGCCGAUCUCCAGGAUCGCAUUCGGGUCCUUGAGGAACGUAUUGUACUUCUCACUGAACCUGACCCUGCUCUCUCUGAGCAGAUAGGCCAGGCUACACUAUCCACAUCAAGUUCCAUUCCUAGUGAAGAAUCUCCGGAAGCCGUAGCGACAAGAUGUGCCACGCUUCUUGUUGAGAUUGCGCAUAAAGAAGCAGAUUGUUUCCUUUUACUCAAUUAUCAAUCUGCGCACUUACCCCUGUCUCUUCAGCGCAAACUAUUGGAAACAUACUUAGCUGAAGCACGAAAAAGCCUGGAGGAUGAAAAGUCCACCUGGAAUGAGAAAAUCAACAUUUACGAAUCUCAAAUCACCCACCUGAAUAAGAAAAUUUCUGAAGAUGCUUCAGAAUUCGCAGCUGAAAGAGCUCAAUGGGAAAGUGAACGACAAAAAUUGGAGACAGAGCUUUCAGAGUCCCGGGAAAAAUCCAUACAAGCUGAAGCAGCUUCAUUGGCAGCAGAAUCCAAAAUAACGGAGAUUGAAAGGACUCUCGAUGAAGAGCGUAGGGAUUGGGAGUUGACACGAGCCUCGCUUGAAGCCAAGGUCUCAUCUCUCCAAGAAAAUGCAAAGUUGGAGAGCCACAACCAUGCCGUAGCGCUGCAAAGUUCGCAGGAUCUACAUUCUCAAAUAUCCUCUUUGGAGAAGGAAGUUGAGGCGGGUAGUCUAGCAAUGGAACAGCUCAAACUGGAGAAGGAAGAACUUACGAAAGUGCUGAAAUCUCGCAUAUUUGCAUUGGAGCAAGAAGCUUCGGAUAAAUCCCAGCAGAUUGAUAAGCUGACUCGUGGGGCGGAGGAUCGACAGACUCAACUCCAGGCUCGUAUAUCUGUCUUGGAGAAGGAACUUGAGGAUGGUUUUAAAACCGUUGGUGGUCUAAAAGAAAAAGAACUUCAAUCUCAAAUUCAAGCUCUUGAGAAUGAGAUCGAACGGAGUUCAAAACUAGCAGCCAACUUGGAGCAAGAAAAGGCGGAAUUGAAGGAGGGAUUCCAGUCAAUGAUUUUAACUUUGGAAUCACAGCUUGAAGUUAGUACCAAGGAGGUGGAAGUGUUGAAAGCGGAGCAAAGUGAACUUCAACAAGAGCUCCAAUCUCGUCUUGCCAACUCUGAAAAGCUCAUGGAAGCUAAGCUCCAACAGACUGAUGAAAUCGGGUCCCAAAACGAGGAAUUAAAGAAAGAUCUUCAAUCUCGAUUACAAGAUCUAGAACAGGAGGUUGACGUUCGUGCAAAGCAAGUCGUUUCUCUUGAGAAAGAAAAGGCGGAAAUAAUGGAAAGUCUUCAAUCAAUGAUUUCCACCCUGGAAGUGGAGGUUGAAAAUCGUACCAAGGAAGUGGAGACAUUGAGGCAAGAGAGAAGUGAAAUCAGACAAGAGCUCGAAUUUCGAAUAGCCGAUUCCGAAAAGAAUGCUGAAAUUGGGCUUCAACAGAUUGCUGCAUUGAAACGUGAGAAUGAGGAGUUAAAGAAAGAACUUCAUUCUCAAGUCCAAUUUCUCGAGCAGGAGAGAGAAACUGGAGCUAACCAAGCUUCCACUUUGAAGCAAGAAAAGGAGGAAAUAAAGGAAGAACUUCAAUCAAUGGUUGCAGCCCUGGAAUUAGAGCUUGAAAAUCGUGCCAAGGAAGUGGAGAUUCUAAGACAAUCGAAAUCUGAAUUGCAGCAGGAGCUCCAGCUGCGAAUCACGGAGUCUGAAAAGAAAGUGAAAGCCGAACUCCAGCAGUCUAAUGUCCUACAGCGUAAAAAUGAGGAGUUAAAGGAGGAGCUUCAGUCAAAGAUUUCUGAGCUGGAAAAGGAGCUUGAAAACAAGUCCAAAAUGUCGGAAUUGUUGAAACAGGAAAAAAUGGAAAUGGUGACUGAACUCCAGCUACAUAUUACGAAUCUGGAAAAGGAACUCAAAGCGGCAACAGCCGUGACUGACGCUCUUAAUGCUGAGAGAGAGGCUCAACAACAAGAGCUUCAAACACGGAUUGUGGCCUUGGAAAAGACUGCUGAAUCUAGCAGCAAAUCUGUGGAUGUGCUGACGAAGGAGAAAGAUAAGAUCCAACAGGAGCUGCAGCAAAGAAUUGUAACCCUUGAAAAGGAUGUUGAGAAGAGAGUUAAAUCUGUAAGCAAACUGAAGCAGGAGAAAGAAGACCUACUCGUUCAAAUAGAAGCUAAAACAGUCGAGAUUGGCCAGUUGAAAGAGGCGAACUCUCAACAACAAUCUUCUACUCAGCAAAUCAACGAUACGGUUGCGAAACUGGAGGAUCAACUUAGCUCUCUUCGUAAUACAAAUGAAGACUUGCGGGCUGAAAAGGAAAAUCUCGAACAAGCGCACCAAGCCCAUUCCUCUAAUAUGAGAGAAAAGCUGGCUAGUACUGAGGAAGAGCUCAAAUCCAUUCAGGAUAAAUUUGCUGAGAGUCAACGUUCAGCGCAGUCAGUGGAAUUGGAAUGUCAGAGUCUUAGAGAUGUACAGACGACUCUUCAGUCAAAGAUAGUCGAAAUGGAGAAAGAUUUCGCCGUUCGAAUAGCAGAAAUGGCAUCGAACCAGAAGCAAGAAUUGAUGGAUGAAGUUGGAUCUCUCAAGGCUACAAUCGAUGAGUUGAACGAGGUCAUUUCAGAUCGAAAUAAGGUGAAUCAACAAAUUAAAUCAUUACUAUUUUCCUCCAUUUUGAGUGGUUCCCAACUAGCUCGUCUCUGUCCUAUAGAACUCAACAGUUGUUCCAAGGUGGACUGGUCCGUUGAAAUGAGUACUAUUCGACUGCAAAAGCAAAAGCUUUUGGAGUUGAAGAAGGCUCUGGGUCAGGGUCUACGACAAGGCCAAGGUCUCUAUGUUGCUGGGUCCAAUCUCUCCCUCACUGAGGAUGAUUCUCACAAUCAACAACAACAGCAACACCGCAAUUCAUCUCUU